Molecule: messenger RNA, 867 nt
Organism: Chiloscyllium plagiosum (whitespotted bambooshark)
Lineage: Eukaryota; Metazoa; Chordata; Chondrichthyes; Orectolobiformes; Hemiscylliidae
Product: BTB/POZ domain-containing protein KCTD21-like
Biological process (GO): protein homooligomerization
Molecular function (GO): protein binding
Source: RefSeq, a predicted model, not a curated record
AUGUCUGAACCAAUAACACUGAAUGUAGGGGGAAUGUUGUACACCACGUCCCUAAUGACUUUAACUCGCUAUCCAGAAUCGAUGCUUGGCUCAAUGUUUAUCGGGGAUUUACCGACCAGCAAGGAUCAGCAAGGAAACUACUUCAUAGAUAGAGAUGGCAAAAUGUUUCGACACAUCCUUAACUUCCUCCGAACAUCGCACUUGGACCUUCCAGAUGAUUUCCAAGAGCUGGAUCUUCUGAACAGAGAAGCUGAUUUUUUCCAGAUCCAACCUCUGCUGCAGGCUUUGCAGGCAAUCAAAACCCCUGUUACUAAAACAAAAAAUAAUGUAAUGCUUAACAUCUUUUAUGACUCAUGGUUACAUAAUGUUGGCUCCUAUACUGUAAAACUUGUUAACGUUCAAAUAUUUUCUACAUCGGGUGCCUUAUUGAAGCUUCUCAAUUCCAAAUUCUACUAUAUCUUCAAAGGUGACAAUUUAUCUGUAGCCAGCGAUCUGGAAAAUUUGAAAUUCAUUCCAUUAGAAUGGGUUGAAAGUAGCGGAACUGGCAUGGAAAGACAUUAUGUAAUGGAGAAUUGGAAAAGUCUCUACGCUUCACCAUCUCAUCGGCAAAUUCAAAAUCUGGAUAUGUUUGUUCAUCAAGUAAUAAAAAUAGCAGUCAAUGGUGGAUUCCUUCUUAAUUCUCUUCCUUCUGUUUCAUCUGACCCAAUUAUUCUGCAUUUUACUCAGUAUUGAUAAUACAGAAAAUAAAUUGCUAUGGGCACCCAAUCUUUGGAGUUUAUAGAAGUGAACAGUCUACUCCUUGUUUCUUAUAUAAAUCUCGAUGUAUAAUGUGCAGUAUCAUGAAUAUUAAUCCUGUUUGUUGAAUUC